CAUAAUGUUCCCAAAAUUCAAUGCGAACAACUUUGCCAUGGGAGAAAUCAUGUCAUCUGAAUCUUCUAACUGCAAUCAAUAAACACCAAUUGCAUUGAUGCUGUUCUCUCUCUCGAUCUCUGCCAUAUAAUGAGCAUGAGUAGCAUGAUAACUUUCUCUGUUAGAACAGCUACGGUGCAUGACUAAAAACAACUCUAUAAAUACAAUAAGUGAGUGGUUCCUCCUUCGGUAGCGAAUUAAUUAUAUUAGAAGACAAAAUAAUUCAAAGAUGAAGGUUUUCAGUUAUAGAGCUUUUUCGCUGGUAUGGUUUCUUGUUUUCAUGGUAGCAUUGGUAGUAGUGGCACAAGUGGAUAGCACUUCAUGCACAAGCACAUUCUUCUCGGCGCUUGUGCAGCUGAUUCCUUGCAGGGCAGCGGUUGCUCCGUUCAGCCCAAUUCCACCAAGCGAGUCGUGCUGCAAUGCCCUUAGAGCUCUUGGCCAACCAUGCUUGUGUGUUCUUGUCAAUGGCCCUCCAAUUUCAGGUGUUGACCGUAACAUGGCCUCACAGCUACCAGAGAAGUGUACUACAAACUUUGAACCAUGUGUCAUUAUAUGAGAUGAAGUUAGAGCGCGAAGCUAAGUUACAAUUAGAAAUAAGUGUUAUUAAUUGAAGUGUGAUUUAUAUAUUGCAG
This is a messenger RNA of Arachis duranensis, 671 nucleotides long. RefSeq names its product putative lipid-transfer protein DIR1. NCBI's taxonomy places the organism in Eukaryota, Viridiplantae, Streptophyta, Magnoliopsida, Fabales, Fabaceae. Gene Ontology annotation, biological process: systemic acquired resistance. The transcript has 2 exons. Bases 269 to 595 code for a protein of 108 amino acids. Gene Ontology annotation, molecular function: fatty acid binding. The record is from RefSeq and is a predicted model, not a curated record.